Messenger RNA from Daucus carota subsp. sativus, 1285 nucleotides. Its product is annotated as short-chain dehydrogenase TIC 32, chloroplastic. The record is from RefSeq and is a predicted model, not a curated record. The coding region runs from base 149 to 1096 and encodes 315 amino acids. NCBI's taxonomy places the organism in Eukaryota, Viridiplantae, Streptophyta, Magnoliopsida, Apiales, Apiaceae. The transcript is spliced from 8 exons.
ACGUAUACAAAAGCAAGGAUAAAAUACGAUAGCAUUUAUACAGAGAGGUGUCAGCUGGAGCUCCACGGGACGAUUACUCCAAGUCUUGAACAAGUUAACAUAAAUAUAUAUACAGUGACAUAUAUUUUAUGUAAUUAGUAGAAGAAAUAUGUGGUUUUUUGGGAGAGGAAAAGGAGCUUCUGGCUUCUCAUACUCUUCUACUGCUGAGGAUGUCACUCAUGCUGUUGAUGCCUCUGCUCUCACUGCCAUCGUUACAGGAGCAUCCAGUGGAAUCGGAACUGAAACCGCUCGUGUCCUUGCAUUACGCGGAGCUCAUGUUGUCAUGGGUGUUAGGAAUAUGGCUGCGGCGAAGGAGGUUAAGGAAUCAAUUGUGAAAGAAAUUCCUUCAGCCAAAAUUGAUGCAUUGGAGCUGGACCUUAGCUCCAUGGCCUCUGUCAAAAAAUUUGCAUCAGACUACAAUAGAUCCGGUCGCCCGUUGAAUAUUCUAAUUAAUAAUGCAGGAAUAAUGGCAAUUCCGUUCAAGCUGUCCACAGACAAUAUAGAACUUCAGUUUGCCACCAAUCACAUAGGCCAUUUUCUUCUGACAAACCUGUUGCUGGACAACAUGAAGAAAACAGCUCGUAAAUCUAAAAUAGAGGGAAGGAUUGUAAAUGUUUCAUCAGAGGCUCAUCGAUAUUCAUAUCGCGAAGGCAUCCGUUUUGAUAACCUUAAUGAUCAAAAGGGGUAUAGCAGUUAUGGUGCAUAUGGCCAAUCAAAGCUUGCUAAUGUGUUGCAUGCUAAUGAACUUACAAGGCGCUUUAAGGAAGAUGGUGUAAAUAUAACUGCAAACUCACUGCAUCCAGGGAUAAUUGCUACCAAUCUAUUCCGCUAUCAAAACUCUGUUGCAGCAGGUUUUAUUGGUAGCAUUGGUAAAUUUCUCAUGAAGAAUGUUCAACAAGGGGCAGCAACAACAUGCUAUGUAGCAUUGCAUCCACAGUUGAAGGGAGUAAGUGGUGAGUAUUUUAAAAACAGCAAUUUGGGCAAAGCAACCGCACAGGCAACCGACACCAACUUAGCAAAAAAACUUUGGGAUUUCAGCAUCAGUUUAACCAAGUAACAAUAUUCCAAUUCAAAAUACUUGUCUAAAUCAUGGACCAGGGAGUACUAGGAUUCCACAGUGAAUAUCUUAAACAUGAUACACUUGAAAAGUAUUGUAUUUCAUCUUUCAAUUCAGUAUGUAGCUACGAAUGGAAGUUUACUGGAAUAUUCAGUGUACAAUCAAUAAAUCUGGGUAGUUCUAUGCUUA